AUGGCGAGAUUGAAAAGAGCUCGAGCCCUGCAUCAACACCAGAAUGCGCACUCCGGUCCGAAUACGAGCCAUGGCACGGGCAGGAAGCAUCGCAAGAUGAGCUCCUUUGCUAAGCUCUCGACGAAGAACAACUACAAAAACAGUGUGACCAAGGAGAAUAAUGAAAAGAAUAUUGCGCCGCCGCGGAAGAAUGAAAAGCACCAACAGAAGCAACACACAAGGCCAAUUGUGCCGUUUCGCAGAAAGGAUCGUAUUCUAUUAGUUGGAGAGGGCGACUUCUCCUUCGCGCACUCCCUAGCCACGUACCACCGCUGCAAACACCUACUAGCAACAUGCUAUGACUCCCAAGAAACACUCUUCGCUAAAUACCCACAAGCGGAGAAGAAAAUUGCCGAGAUCAUUAGCUUAAAGACUAAGAACCAGCUGAAAUCGGGAAGGAAGGACAAUGAUGCCGCCAAUCCUCAGAGUUUAAUAGGCCCAAAAGUGCUGUUCUCCGUCGAUGCUAAGAAACUUGGUUCUGCGACGGGAGGCGCGAGGGACGUCCGAACUGGGUUUUCGAGGCAAGAGCGGAAGGAACCUGUCUGGAAGAAACACGAUGGGAAUAAGAGAAGUACUAGGUCUGCGAAAGCUACUGAAGAUACCGCGAGCAAUAAGGGCAAGGGUACGGGCAAGGAAAAGGGUGGGCCGUGGGACAUGAUCUGUUUCAAUUUCCCGCAUGUAGGUGGCCUUUCGACAGAUGUGAAUCGGCAAGUUAGGGCGAAUCAGGAGCUACUUGUUGCAUUCUUCAAGGCGUGUGUUCCGUUACUGGCAGAGCGGCCUGAGGAGCUCGGCGAUGAUGCUGAGGUGGAUGACGAUUGGGAGUUCGAGACAGAUGUGGAAGAUGAAUCUGAGGAAAGUGAUGGCGAUUAUGAUGAAGAGAACGGCAUUGUCAAGGCGAAAGACGAGCGUAGGACGGAGCCCGGCCAGGUAUUAGUUACGUUGUUUGAAGGGGAACCUUACACACUAUGGAAUAUUAGGGACCUCGCACGACACGCUGGAUUAAGGGUCGUGACGAGCUUCAAAUUCCCCUGGGCGUGCUACCGCGGCUACUCGCAUGCGCGGACGCUUGGGGAGAUUGAAGGGAAAGAUGGUGCAAGAGGGGGAUGGCGAGGUGAGGAUAGAGAGGCGAGGAUGUACGUGUUUGAGGUCAAGACGGAUGAUCACCCCCAACUCGGAGCCACCGGAAAGAGGAAGAAGAGGUCAACAGAUAUGGAUGAAUCAGAUAGUGAUUAA
Aspergillus nidulans FGSC A4 is the source of this 1272-nucleotide messenger RNA. RefSeq names its product 25S rRNA (uracil2634-N3)-methyltransferase. The record is from RefSeq and is a predicted model, not a curated record. Gene Ontology annotation, biological process: rRNA base methylation. The transcript has 2 exons. NCBI's taxonomy places the organism in Eukaryota, Fungi, Ascomycota, Eurotiomycetes, Eurotiales, Aspergillaceae. The coding region runs from base 1 to 1272 and encodes 423 amino acids. Gene Ontology annotation, molecular function: rRNA (uridine-N3-)-methyltransferase activity.